AUGGGUCGCAAACCAAAUCAACUCAUCCUCGAGUUCUUUAUUCGAGGCCAAAAGCUCGAGGACGCCAGUAACCGCUACCAACACACGUGCAGAGCCUGCGGAGAGAAGUUCCCCAAAGGUCGCAUCGACAGCCUGACCAACCAUUUGGUGAAGAAGUGUCAAGCGAUCCCGCUGCGUGACAGACAACGCGUUCUGCUGCGACUCCACGAACUCCCUGACCUUGCCGACGGCGAUCAGAACAAGGAUCCCAACCUGGCGGGCCAGGGAAAAGGCAAAUCGGUUAAUCUACCAUACACGACAGGACAGAAUUUUGAUGGCCUGAACGUCCUGGCAGAAGCCUCGAGACAAGUCGGCGCCUCCGACCAGACCAAACGGGGCGGCCCAGCAUAUGCUCAGUCCGUCACUGUUGGUGGUAAGACUGUGGUUGUUGACCCGGCGCUGGAGGCCGAAGGUUUUCAAGGUCAUCCUACUCAACCCGAGCAUAUUGAGGAGGACAUCAAACCGCCUGGAACCCCCCAGCUUUCGGCUGCGACGGCCAUCCCUUCCCUUCCAAGCACUUCGAUGAAUGACCAUCCUCCCUCUGCGUCCCCUCCGCUGGUGGAGCCUUCGUUGACCCCCGAUCCCACCUCCAAUGCUCGCCAGUCGCAGCUGUCUAUGAUCGCCGCAUCGGCUAGUGAGAUGGUUCCUCAGGGCAUCCCGAUGGAUCAUGAUCCGAACGCUCUCAUGCCAGAUGGCCUGCCCAAGCUUGGCUCAUCCCCGUGGAAUCAGCAGCUUUCGAGUCAUGAACAGCUUCUCUUCGACAGCCUUCAGGAACAUGACCCUACUCUCACCGCCGCGACUCAACGUGCGGCCUCCUUCCCUCGUCCUAUCGCCAUGAAUCCAAACUCUCAGACCAAGGGUUUUGUCAACGAAUUUGGGAACGCGACCAAGCCGACUAAGCCCAAGGUGCGCGGUCGCUUCUCCGCCGCGAGACGCAGGGAGGUGCAAGAAGUGCGCAAACGAGGAGCUUGUAUCCGCUGUCGCAUGCUCAAGAAACCAUGCUCCGGUGACAGCCCUUGCACGACCUGCGCCAGUGUCGAGAGCGCACGUCUUUGGAAGCAUCCAUGCAUUCGCACUCGUAUUGCAGAGGAAUUCGAACUUUACAACGCAAACUUGCAUGCUACCCUCGCAUAUCACGAUGUCAGCAGUAUCAAGAAUCAGGUCAAAUUCGAGCACUAUGCUGGCCGCAUCGAGGUAACCCACUUCGAGGAGAGUAUGGUCUACAUCACUUUCAGUGGACUCCAUGGUCACAAACCAUCAAUGUCGACGCUUGACCCUCAGCUUCAAGGACUUGGAGACGAUCCCCAGUUCCAGGGACCUCUGCACGAACUUUACCUGCUCGACAGCGAUGCCGAUGACCUUCCUGGAAAGAUUGAAAUGUACAUCAAGAAGACAGCGCCCUUUUUCUACGCGCGGGAAACUUCUGAGAUUAUCAAGCAUACUUUGCUGCUCGCGUCGGAGUUGAGUCAGCAGAAGAAGGAUGUCUUGUUGGAACGAGUUCUGGAGUUGUGGGUUGCAACACACAUCUUGGUCGACUCGGAGCUUCGCUGGAAGACAUACUGCAACCCAACCCUGCCACCGACCUCGAUGCAUUCACUGGCACAGCCGUCAGAUGACGGCCGCAUGCCUAUUGACGAGGUUACCAACGCCGAAUCCUACGGGCUCCUUUGCAACCAGCUGCGCGCCGCGACUGAGAAGCGGGCCUCUCAACUGAGCAAAUCUGUGAUGAAUGAUCUGGAGCGCAGAUUACUGCAGCGCCAGCAAAGCGGCUGGUUCGAGACCUUCCUGGUUGCGCUCUUGCUUCUGAACUGCGUUGAGCGGACUUGCUGGCUAUUCCGUUCCUGGGAUGACGAGAACUUUGCGCAGCGAUGGCCCCUGGACAAGCGUCCUCCAUACUACGCCAGCCAAGGCGAUCGCUUCUCUGACAUUCUGCACAUGUUGCUGAAGAUGCGCAGCUUGCCCCCCAAGGCGGCACCAGGACCGGAUGGCAUUUUGAAGGCUAUGGACGGUAGUGACGAGAAUGCAGCUCGCUGGUUCGACAUGAUCAAGAUCACUCCACUCUACCUCGAGCAACGCCAGGCUGCGGUUUUCGACCCCAACGACUCUCGCUCUCUCGAUCUCCGCUACGGUGCCAAGCUGCUUCCCCCGACGAAUGUUUACACGUAA
Messenger RNA from Aspergillus fumigatus Af293, 2205 nucleotides. Its product is annotated as Zn(II)2Cys6 transcription factor domain-containing protein. Gene Ontology annotation, biological process: regulation of DNA-templated transcription. The record is from RefSeq and is a predicted model, not a curated record. The coding region runs from base 1 to 2205 and encodes 734 amino acids. Gene Ontology annotation, molecular function: DNA-binding transcription factor activity, RNA polymerase II-specific; zinc ion binding. NCBI's taxonomy places the organism in Eukaryota, Fungi, Ascomycota, Eurotiomycetes, Eurotiales, Aspergillaceae. The transcript is spliced from 5 exons.